Molecule: messenger RNA, 3001 nt
Organism: Cucurbita pepo subsp. pepo (vegetable marrow)
Lineage: Eukaryota; Viridiplantae; Streptophyta; Magnoliopsida; Cucurbitales; Cucurbitaceae
Source: RefSeq, a predicted model, not a curated record
UCAGACCCCUUCAUUGGCUUCGGCUCCUCCUCCUGUUGGCGCCUCCUUUCGAUUUUCUCUCAAACUCUCAGAGGCUCUCCCGCUUCCUCACUCUCGGACGUCCGAGGCUUUUCUGUAUCAACUUGAUUGAAGAAGUGGAACCUUGUAAUCAGUUUAUUACCGAAGAUCAUAGAGCUUCCUCUUGGUGGGGAUUAUGGCUUCCUCAGGAGCAAGAGCAUACUCCGGCUUAUAGUUUUAGAGCUACGCAAUCUUAGGCAGAGUCUAUUAAUUUACUUGCUUCAGUUGUACGUUACUUGGCUAGACGAAGCUGGAUUCUCAUUCUUGAGCCAUAAUUUGGCGUUAUCUAAACGUCCAUUGUUUGUACGCUCCAGAUUAUUCUGAUCAGUAGCGAGGGUCCACAAUUUGGCGGUCUACAUAGCCGACACAAGCUCUGGGAUAAACGUUGAAACUCCACUUUAUAUUUCGCUUUGCAAACUCCUCCAAUUUUUGCAUGUCUUCGAAGCCAAGUUUGGUAAUCUACAGCCGUUGUUCAUUUGGCUCCUGUUUUUUUCCCUUUUAAAGAUGGGUUUUAUCCGUUGGUAGAGAUGGUGUUUUCGAAAAAGUAGAAUAUAAACAAUGUCAGAAGAUACAAUGAAGCGCGAAGUGGCAACCACCAUUAUCUCUUUAAUAAGCUUUAUCUUGAUGCAACAAGCCUUUUGUGCUGACACUUACGAUACAUCCACCCCUGGCAACUGGACGUGUAGAUGUUUUUCUCCAUACCAAGAAAAUCAGAAAUUAACACUUGGUGCAAACUGUUCUACAUCUUGUUCAUGUACGCAAGAUGUUGGGGUAAUUGGAAUGUGGACAUGCAUAUGUGUCACCGAUGGCUUCCCAAAAGUCGCAGCCAAUCCCCGUGAUUCUGACUGUUUUACCUCCUGCAACUGCUCUUCUGGACUACCUCCGGAGUCACCAUCUUCUAAAAGGCAUAUUUCGAGCAACGUGGUUGUGAUUAUUCUCUCACUAUGUGUAAUAAUCAUAACAUUAGCAUUCUUCAUCUUAGUGGUUUGCUAUCUUUGUCGAAGGGACAAGUGCCGUGCUCAAACUCCAAUAUUUUCGUUAGAAAAGCUAAUGAGCUACAACAGCUUGACCAACUUAAUUAGUCACAAGAGUUCACCACCAGAUAGUAAGGUUAUGAUGGGUUCCCCUGUGAAUAAUAUCAAAGGAUGCUUUUUCAUGAACCAAUGCUUGUUGAGGACAAAAUCUAGGAGUCUGUGUGGGAUAAUCAUCCAAUUCUCAUACUCGGAGUUAGAAAAUGCAACAAAUAAGUUUUCAAGCUCCCAUCUUGUUGGACGUGGAGGAAGUAGUUUUGUUUAUCGUGGUGAGUUGAAGGACAGUAGAACAGUGGCAGUAAAGCGGCUCAAUAUUCAAGGAGGACCGGACGUGGACUACUUGUUCUUAACAGAAAUACAAUUGUUAUCAAGACUUCAUCAUUGUCACGUGGUGCCUCUACUUGGUUAUUGCACAGAAUCCAGGGGGAAACAUACCGAAAGGCUUUUGGUAUAUGAAUACAUGCCAAAGGGUAAUUUAAGAGACUGUUUGGAUGCAGCUUCAGGGGAAAAAAUGGAUUGGAGUACUCGUGUUACAAUUGCUUUAGGAGCUGCAAGAGGCUUGGAGUAUCUUCAUGAAGCAGCUGCUCCCAGAAUUUUGCAUAGGGAUGUCAAGUCAACAAAUAUUCUUUUGGAUAAAGAUUGGAGAGCAAAAAUAACAGACCUUGGUAUGGCUACAAGGUUAAGGGGUGAUGAUCUUCCUAGCUGUUCCAGUUCUCCUGCAAGAAUGCAGGGGACUUUUGGGUAUUUUGCACCGGAGUAUGCAAUUGUUGGAAGAGCCUCUUUGAAGUCAGAUGUCUUUAGUUUUGGAGUAGUUCUUCUCGAGCUUAUAACGGGUCAGCAUCCCAUCCAUAAAUCAGCAAGCAAAGGAGAGGAAAGCCUUGCAAUAUGGGCUGCGCCCCGAUUGCAAAAUAGUAGGCGAGUCAUUACCGAGUUGCCCGAUCCGCAUUUAGAUGGACUGUUUCCGGAGGAAGAGAUGCAAAUAAUGGCUUAUUUAGCAAAGGAGUGCUUGCUGUUGGACCCUGAUGCUAGACCCACCAUGACUGAAGUUGUUCAAGUACUUUCAAAUAUAGCUCCCGAUAAAUCAAGAAGGAAUAACAUUUCUGCAAACGUUUUUCAGGGGAGACUGUCAGCCUGUUGUGAGGAGAGUGUACGAGACAGCGUAAGGGACGAAACGAAUCCUAUAGGGAAACAAGUCCAUACAGAGGUGAUUCCCAUUGAUGACGUGACGACAAGGCAAGCUUCAUCCCACAAAUGGGACGAAACGAAUCCUAUAGGGAAACAAGUCCAUACAGAGGUGAUUCCCAUUGAUGACGUGACGACAAGGCAAGCUUCAUCCCGCAAAUGGCUCGAUCGCCAUUCAUUACCAUUGGAUAUUGAUCGUUCACUUUGUGCUGGCAACUAUGGCAACCAAGAUGUUGUUUCUUUCGAGUGCAUCGAAAGACCCGUACCCCCCUCGACUCUUGAGGGCAACAAUCACCAAGUCCAAGCCUCGGACGAUGAAACAGUAGACUUGACUGAGCCUUGGCUCGAGUCAUUCUGCAUUGCGAAUGUUAAUAAAUCUCCCUCAUAAGAGAGUCUAAAGCUAGUGAGUGGAUCAUGUUAAGAGGAUCAGAGUCUCACAUCUCACAGUUUUUCUUGAGUAGUUUCUCAAAAUAGACCCCACAGAAUGACCAUAGGCUCACAUCCCAAAUUUGUUCCUCGGCUUUCCCCUUCAACCUGCAUUAAAAACAAGAGGAAAGGGAAAAACUGGGUGGUGUGCUUUGUAACAGCCGUGUCUUCUACCGCUGUAUCAUAUAUAGUGUUUUGAUCAUGUACAGUGAUGGUUAGGCCAAAUCUAUAUACAAAUUCGUGUCCAAGUUUGUUUCUGUUUCUGACAUCUGCCAGAUAAAAAUGGUUUAUAUUCAUCUAGUUCU